Messenger RNA from Jatropha curcas, 1438 nucleotides. NCBI's taxonomy places the organism in Eukaryota, Viridiplantae, Streptophyta, Magnoliopsida, Malpighiales, Euphorbiaceae. The record is from RefSeq and is a predicted model, not a curated record.
AUUACAGGUGAGAAAUUUUCAAAAGCUCUUAUCUUUUCUUUCUGAAUUUAAAAACGCAUGCUUAAAUUUCCUAUCUUUUGUUGAUUUUAAGGCAGAUUGAUCAGCUGGGUAUUUGAUCAGUGAUAUUCUAUUUUGGUUUUUAGCUUUAAUUUUGGGGUCAGGUGGAUUAAUACCGAUUCAUUUCUUUUUGGGGUUGUUUUGUUUGUUUCUGUUAUGUCGUGUGGCGUUUUAUGGUGUAAUAAUCUAUUAUAGCCCCGUGUUUCUUUGAUUUUGGAUUGGAUUAAGGGAUUUGUAUAAUCUUUACAUGGUUUUACUGUUUUAGGAAAAGGGUUAUUAUCAGAAGAUUUUCAAUUUUCCUAUAUAGCUUUGUUUCCUACAGAGACGUUGUCAGUUUAUUGUGUUCUAUCUUCAAUUUGAGGCUAUUGUUUCUAUCACUUGGUCCUUGGAUUUUGGUUUCAGAUUUUAUGCUGUAGUAAAAUUUAAGUUUAAACAGUCAAGUAAUAAUGGGGUCAGAAGGGCCUCCGGCCGUAACAAUACAUGUGACAGGAUUUAAGAAAUUUCAUGGAGUUUCAGAGAAUCCAACUGAGACCAUUGUCAGUAAUCUUAGUGAGUACAUGAAGAAGAAGGGUUUACCAAAAGGUGUGAUACUGGGGAGUUGUAGCGUUCUUGAAACUGCAGGACAAGGAGCAAUUAUUCCCCUUUACCAGACGUUGCAAACUGCCAUAAACACUAAAGAUACUGAAUCUGCAAGUUCUGGGAGAAUUAUUUGGCUACAUUUUGGGGUUAAUAGUGGGGCAACAAGAUUUGCCAUCGAGCAUCAAGCUGUCAACGAAGCUACUUUUCGGUGUCCUGAUGAGAUGGGAUGGAAACCACAGAAAGUACCUAUUAUUCCGUCAGAUGGUGGAAUUUCACGAGUACGAGAGACAACUCUUCCCGUUGAGGAGAUUACUAAGGCUUUGGCAAAGAAAGGUUAUGAAGUUAUGGCCUCCGACGAUGCUGGCCGGUUUGUCUGCAAUUAUGUGUAUUACCACUCCCUUCGCUUUGCAGAGCAAAAUGGAAUCAAGUCCCUCUUCGUGCAUGUUCCUCUCUUCUUAACCAUUGAUGAAGAAACCCAAAUGCAAUUUGCAGCUUCCUUGUUGGAGGUACUUGCUUCUUUAUAUUAGUGAUCUAUCGGCAUCCAUUUACAUGUUUAUGUCUAGGAUCUUAUAAGCUUGUAUUGCGAUUGACCAUGCUUGUGAAAGUGGAUGGAUGCCUGUACUGAAUUGCUUAAUAACAGAUGAGUGUAUUUGAAUGAAAGAAAAAUGUGCUUGUGGUGGAUAUUGCAACUUCUGGAGUCUGGACUUCUCUUGCCAUUAUCAAAAGAUUUUGGCCACUCAUUAAAAGGUUUCUUGAAAUCUUGUGUUAAUAAUGAAUAAGAUAUCAGUUUCUUUAGAGCAUA